CCAAUGGGGUGGCGGUGAGGUCGGCCGUGGCGGUAGGUUGCGGCGGUGAUGGGGAACGCGAGCCGGGAGGUGGUGACCCUCCAGCUCGGGCACUACAGCAACUUCGUGGGCACCCACUGGUGGAACCUGCAGGAUGCUGCCUUGUGUUAUGACGGGGAGCCUAAUGACUCGUACUCCGAGAUCGACAGCAACGUUCUGUUCCGAGAAGGGGUGACAAUGCAAGGCCAGCCCACCUACACCCCCCGCCUCAUCCUGAUGGACCUCAAAGGGAGUUUGAGCAGUUUGAAGCAGGAGGGAGCCCUGUACUGUAUCAGUCAGACCGAACCUGCACUAACAUGGAAGGGGAGCCUGAGCGUGCACAAGGAGGAUCCCGCGGUAAAGAAUCAGUUUCUACAACAGCUCGACAGGCUUGGGGAUGAGCUGGACUCCAACAGGAAUCCCAACUCCAGAGUAUUCCAAGGGGAGGAAAGAGGUGCAGCAUUGCCUGGGGCUGAGAGAGCCCUUGACCUGUCACAGAGCAGCUACCGGCUAGAGGACAGUGUCAGUGUUUGGUCUGACUACCUGAGAGUGCACCUUCACCCAAAGACCGUCUCUGUCAUUCAGCAAUACACCCACAGUAGCACCUCCGAUCGCUUUGAAGCUUUUGGAUUUGGUGAGAAGCUGAUCCGUGAUCAUUCAUUUCUGGAUGAUUUUGAGGACAGGCUGCACUUUUACAUCGAAGAGUGUGACUAUCUGCAGGGCUUCCACGUUCUGUGUGAUCUACAAGACAGCUUUGCAGGUCUCUCGGCCCGGGUGGUGGAGCUGCUCAAUGAUGAAUACGGGGGCAAAGGCAUAUUCACGUGUGGUUUCAGCCCGGCCUCAUACACAGACACGAGCCCAGUGAAGGAGGUCUACCGGCUGCUGAACUCCGUCAUGGGCAUUGUGCACUUGUCGAGUCGCAGCUCCAUGUUCUGCCCAAUGUCACUGAACAGGAACGCUCUGGGACGGAAACGGCCUUCUCCCGUCGGCUUCCCACACAUCAUCUAUGACGCAUCUCUCAAUUAUCACAGCAGUGCGCUGCUCGCCACCGCCCUGGAAACUCUCACCGUCCCAUACCGGCUGCAGUCUUCCGGCAUCUCCCUCUCCCAGCUGGCGGACGCUCUCAACCCGGCCGGCAGAAAGGUGAUCACUGCAUCUGCCUCUGUUCCGUUCCCCAUAAGGGACACAGACACUAUGCCAGACGCUCUGUGCAGAGAGCAAGCUGGACUGCCUUGGACCAGGCUGACUCCAUGUGGAGACUUUCAGGAAUCCCAAACCUUUGCACAGUCUGUGGUGAUCCGAGGAGUCAGCAGUGAAAGACAAGUCAGUAACCUUGCUCCAGGAGUGAGAGGACCCUCUGUAUUACACAGCUGUCCAACUGGAGAGGAUGUGCUGAAUACAUUCCUGCGCAGUUACUUCCCCACUGCUGCACGUGCUGUCCAUCUGGCUCAAACCCCAUGUUCCGUGGCCACUCCAUACCCACAGUUUUUUAGCUCAUCCUUCAACAAACGGGGACAGCUGGUCGGAAAUGGUCUAUCUUCAACUCAUGCUGUUGAGAGUAUUCCUGUGAUGAGUGCCCUUCAGUCGUCACCGGUGUUACACAGUGUCCUGCACAGUCUGUACCAGGAGGUGAGCCGUCUGAACCUUCGCAAGUUCAGCACCUUUCUCUCUGCUGGCACUGAGCUGGAUGACUUCAGAGAGGUGCUGGAGGAGCUGAAGAACCUGUCGCAGUGCUACAAAAUGAACUUCGAUAUGGAUGAAUCAGAAGAUGACUCUGAUGGUGAAUAGAGAAUGCUCUAAACCUCCCUGUGUUCGCCCUGAGUAAACAGGGCAAAAUGGGAAUCCACCUCUGUAAAUAUGUUCACUAGCAGGGAGCGACACAACCCUGCUCAAAUAGUUACCUCCCUCUGCUCCUUACACAGGGGAGUUAGAAAUGCCUUCUGACCUAAAAGCUCAGUGUAAAUACUGGGUCCCUCAAAGAGAGACAGUAGGCUGCUUAAACAACAAAGAUACACAGUGUUAGCUAUUUUCUUUUCCAUUAAAACUUGAAAUGGUAGUCGA
This is a messenger RNA of Rhincodon typus (whale shark), 2079 nucleotides long. RefSeq names its product misato mitochondrial distribution and morphology regulator 1 (gene msto1). The transcript is spliced from 14 exons. Gene Ontology annotation, biological process: mitochondrion distribution. The coding region runs from base 49 to 1806 and encodes 585 amino acids. Lineage: Eukaryota; Metazoa; Chordata; Chondrichthyes; Orectolobiformes; Rhincodontidae. The record is from RefSeq and is a predicted model, not a curated record. Gene Ontology annotation, cellular component: cytoplasm.